AUGGAUGACAUUACUGCAAUUACUAUUCAGCACCAGAUGCAGGACACCAUGGUUUGCAAAGCUGAUCCUAGUGGUUUCUAUUCCACUAAGUCAGAAUAUAGGCUAUUGAUGACUUUCAACAGACCUAUUCCUCAAAGGAGGAUUUUGCAGACUAUUGAAGCAUGCAAUGCACACAACUAUCCUUUUUUAGAAGAACAACCAAUUCCGCUUACAGGGAGAAGUCAUGUCUAUAGCUUUGGAGUGGUGCUGCUAGAACUACUAACAGGGAGAAGGCCAGUGGGGAAUUUUGGGGAAGAAGGUAUAGACAUUGUUCAAUGUACCAAGUUGCAAACAAAUUGGAGCAAUGACAAGGUGGUGAAGAUUCUUGAUGAGAGGCUAUGUCACAUUCCCUUAGAUGAAGCAAAGCAGGUAUACUUUGUGGCCAUGCUAUGUGUUCAGGAACAAAGUGUGGAGAGACCAACCAUGAGGGAAGUGGUUGAAAUGCUUGCAUAA
Messenger RNA from Glycine soja, 492 nucleotides. Its product is annotated as leucine-rich repeat receptor-like serine/threonine-protein kinase BAM3. The coding region runs from base 1 to 492 and encodes 163 amino acids. The transcript is spliced from 3 exons. The record is from RefSeq and is a predicted model, not a curated record. Gene Ontology annotation, molecular function: protein kinase activity. Gene Ontology annotation, cellular component: plasma membrane. NCBI's taxonomy places the organism in Eukaryota, Viridiplantae, Streptophyta, Magnoliopsida, Fabales, Fabaceae. Gene Ontology annotation, biological process: protein phosphorylation.